Molecule: messenger RNA, 366 nt
Organism: Staurois parvus
Lineage: Eukaryota; Metazoa; Chordata; Amphibia; Anura; Ranidae
Source: the annotation of a GenBank genome assembly
AUGGCGGAAGCAGACCUAAAAGAUGGAACUGUCACAGCAGGAUCUCUUAAGUCUGAGGGAACACAAGAGAACAGAACAAAUGAGCCAAAAUUAAUGGAUUCCCUUCCCGGGAAUUUUGAAUUAACAACCUCCACCGGCUUUCUUACAGACCUGACCUUAGAUGACAUCCUUUUUUCUGACAUCGACACGUCCAUGUAUGAUUUUGACCCUUGCACAUCAAAUGCUGGAGCAGCCUCUAAGAUGGCACCAGAUGAACUCCUCAAAACAUUGUCUCCUUAUAGCAGCCAACCGGUAACCCCAAAUCAGCCUUUUAAGAUGGACCUUACAGAACUAGACCAUAUUAUGGAGGUUUUGGUUGGAUCCUAA